This is a messenger RNA of Vitis riparia (riverbank grape), 3021 nucleotides long. Its product is annotated as ABC transporter D family member 2, chloroplastic. Gene Ontology annotation, cellular component: membrane. Bases 354 to 2651 code for a protein of 765 amino acids. Lineage: Eukaryota; Viridiplantae; Streptophyta; Magnoliopsida; Vitales; Vitaceae. Gene Ontology annotation, molecular function: ABC-type transporter activity; ATP binding; ATP hydrolysis activity. Gene Ontology annotation, biological process: transmembrane transport. The transcript is spliced from 10 exons. The record is from RefSeq and is a predicted model, not a curated record.
AGGUGUGGUGCAGUUUGUUUUACAUUUUAUUUCAUUUUCAAUCCUGAAAACGAGGAAUUUAAGAGAGAGGAGGUGAGCUGGUCAGUAGAAAAACGAAGACGAAGAGGCGACCUGGCGUGGCAUGAUUGGGUUCGCUAAGCCUCUUGCCUUGGGGAUAACUGGGAAGAAGCGUGGUUGAGAUUUGAGAAGCCGCUGAACCUGAAUCAGAGGUAGCAGCUCCAGGCUGCAGGCUCCAGAGGCAGAAGUAUUAAUUUUUUAAGACGCGCUAUUCCGAAUUCGGAAGGAGAUUCGAGAAGACGUGGCAACAAAACAACAAGAAGAAGGAAGUUUAAAAAACAAGGGGACGAAGAAAAAUGAUUCGAACACAGGCAGUGGGAGUGGGAAAAAUUCCACACCCUCUCUCCAGUCACCAUAGCGUGAGUCUGAGCCACUUCACCAAACCACUCAGAUUCGCAUUCUCCCAUUCGUUUCCAGCUGUGGCCAUGUCCCACGUUCCCCGGAAGAGGAGGAGGAGGAGUUCCAAAAACCCAUCCACAUUCCUAUCCUCAUCCUCAUCUCUUGAUGACAACUUCAAUAUCACGUCUUCUUCCGCUGCUGUCACCGCUUCUUCCCCGUCUUCACCACCUCCGCAGCCCGAAAAGGAGGAGGAGGAUGAUGUAAAGAGAAAGGCCCCUGACAUUCCCACGCUUUUCAGGAGAUUCUGGAAAGUAGCGGCUCCGUACUGGUGGUCAGACGACAAGGUACAAGCCAGAUUGCAGCUGGCGGCUGUGUUUGCGCUCACUCUAGGAACCACUGGGAUCAGUGUCGGUUUCAAUUUCCUGGGCCGCGACUUCUACAAUGCCCUCGCCAAUAAGGACCAAGAACAGUUCACCAAGCAACUCUUGUACUAUCUUGGCGCUUUUGCUGGAGGAAUUCCGUUCUUUGUGUUGAGGGAUUAUGCCAGAGAAAUUCUUGCUUUAAGAUGGAGAUCUUGGAUGACAAGCUAUUACAUGGAACGCUAUCUAAAGAAUUGGACAUUCUACAAAAUACAGUCCCAAUCCAUAAUUGAUAAUCCAGAUCAGCGGAUUGUUGACGAUUUAAGUUCCUUCACAGGAACAGCGCUUUCAUUCUCUCUGGCAUUUUUUAAUGCUGCUGUAGACUUGAUAUCAUUUAGUAACAUCCUGUAUGGCAUCUACCCACCGCUUUUUGUUGUACUUCUUGUAUAUUCAAUUGGUGGAACAGCUAUUAGUGUUUUUCUUGGAAGGGGACUGGUAAACCUAAAUUUCUUGCAAGAGAAGAAAGAAGCAGAUUUUCGUUAUGGACUUGUGCGUAUUCGUGAAAAUGCUGAAUCAAUUGCGUUCUAUAGUGGCGAGGAAAGUGAAAUGCAACUUCUGAUUCAGCGUUUCAGGAGUGCCUUUGAAAAUUUAACCCAAUUGUUGAUUUCUUCCAGAAAUCUAGAAUUCUUUACCAGUGGCUACCGCUACCUUAUUCAGAUUCUUCCAGCUGCAGUUGUUGCUCCGAUGUAUUUCUCAGGAAAAAUUGAGUUUGGUGUCAUAAAUCAGUCUGUAUCUGCUUUCAAUCACAUCCUUGGUGAUUUUUCCCUCAUUGUAUACCAGUUUCAGGCGAUAAGUGCCUUCUCAGCUGUCAUUGAUCGACUUGGUGAAUUUGAUGAUAUUCUGGAUAACAGCAGCUCUAAAGAUCUCUCUGACCCUUCAGAAGAAAUUAAUCUUGUGUACUAUGAUGUAAAAAGUUUGACCUUGUUGGAGUCUAAUGGAUCUAUGGCCAUGGAUAAGUGUCAAAAGUUACUUGACAUUGAGAAUUUGACUCUCCUGACACCAAAAAGUAAAACUGCACUUAUUUGGGAUUUAUCGUUGGAGAUAUAUGAAAAGGAUCAUUUGCUGGUAACAGGACCUAGUGGGAGUGGUAAGACUUCUUUGUUACGAGCUCUGGCUGGUCUUUGGAGUACUGGAAGAGGAAAAAUCACAUUUUCUGUGAAAGGUGAUGAAGAUCCUCUGCUGGGAGCAGCUCCUCUUGAAGCAACUCCUUCACAAGAUACAUAUCCGGGAGUUGAACAACCCAAAAACAAAGAUUCUAGAGGCAUAUUUUUCCUUCCUCAGAGACCAUAUAUGGUUUUGGGAACACUUCGGCAACAAUUGCUAUAUCCUACAUGGGCAGAAGAUGUAAUUCCCAUGACAGAUGGUGAUGAACCAGAUGGCACUCUUCCUUUCUUGAUGGGGGUAUCUACCUUGGAAAAUGAGGGAGAAAAUCCUAGGAAGCCCACAACAGAUGAUAUAAUACGGGUUCUAGAGGACGUUCGCCUUGGCUAUAUACUUUCUCGUUUUAAUAGUUUGGAUUCCACAUAUGAGUGGUCCAGUGUUCUUUCCCUUGGUGAGCAGCAACGCCUUGCAUUUGCACGUCUCCUGCUUUCAAAACCAAAUUUGGUUCUACUAGAUGAAUCCACCAGUGCCUUGGAUGAAGCUAAUGAGGCUCACUUAUACCAGCAAAUUGAAGCUGCAGGUAUAACAUAUGUUAGCAUUGGCCAUCGAAGAACCCUUUAUGGUUACCACAAUAGGCGCUUACAUAUAUCUGCAGCAGAUCCUAACAGUACACAACGUAAUUGGUACAUUGAGCCCAUCAAUCAGGACACCAUGUACAAUUUGUCAAAGCUGUAGGUGCAGUUUCUUGGAAGUCGAAUCGCACAUUUUAAGGUGGCACAUUGUCCUCCUGGAAGAGGAUCAGGUUAGAGGCAAGGAACCAUUCUGUUAGGGGACUUAUAUAACAGGAUGCAGUUGUAAAUGGCCAAUCAAAUUUGUCACAUGCUGCUGCUCUGUUGCAUUACAACUAUGGUCUCCACAUUUUGUGCUGCCACAUUUUAUAACUGCUUUGUUUAGUUCUUUGAUGUUUAACAACACCUUGUCAAUUACAGCAUCACUCAUUUACACACAUUUCUUUGCACGGGCCUCCUGUUGAAAGCUUUAGCAUGAACCUAAAAUGUGUUGUUGAGAGUUGGAAUUAGAAUUCAGAAUAAUUUGUUGUCAUUGA